AUGGCGCCCUACGACUGGCCUCUGAGCGACCCACCCGAGCAGCCGGACAACCCCUUCCGACCCCAUCACAAUGGCUACCAGUCCGACGAGGACUCCGUCUACAGCCGCAAUGGCCUCGUGCGCCCCAAGAAUCCCGCCCUCCCCGGCAGCCCCGGCCCCCAGCUGGUUCGAGCCUCCCAAAGUCCACAUCCGGUCGGCCUCGGUCGCCCCCAGCAGCUCCAUGUACUCGGCGCCCCCGAAUGGGGCGCCGACCCGUACGGUCGCGAUCGCAUGCCCUUCAGCACCCCUUUCCCGCCCAAGGCCGACAUGCACCGCAUGCCCUACUCGACGCCCAUGUACCCCGAUGUACUGCGCUCCGUCAACCCCAGCCGCAUCGCCGAGACCGAAGUCCCCGAAAGCUCCACCGCCGGACCCGAGUCCGUGGCCGGGCCCCGCCACGCGACCGCGAGCAAGACGCUAACCUACAAGGCGCUCGAGUGGAGACAGAUUCGGCUCGUCCGCAUCUUGCCCGAGCGCAUGUCCGCCCUCCGGUGCGAGCUGGUCCAGUUCUCCCUCGACAAUGCGCCGCGAUUCGUCGCCAUCUCGUACGCCUGGGGCGAUUCCGGCGACACGCAAAACAUACUCGUCGACGGCGUCGCCAAGCAAGUCACCACGAGCCUCUACGGCGCCCUCAAGGCGCUUCGGCGCCGAAACAACGUCGUCUUGGUCUGGGCCGACGCGCUGUGCAUAGACCAGAGCAACGGCGAGGAGCGAACGCUCCAGGUGCAGCUGAUGAAGGACAUCUACUCCAAAGCCAGCUCCGUCACCGUGUGGCUGGGGCCCGAGGCCGAGGAGAGCGGCCUGGCCAUGCGCCUCCUCAGCCAUCUCGUGCACCGGGGCGAGUCGCAGUCCUACGUCAAGGAGCUCAUCAACUCCAAAGCGCGGAGGCGCGAGUUCGACGCCGUCGAGAUCUUCCACGCUACCAACGUGGACGUGUACUGCGGCCCCACGCGGCUCUCCUGGGACGUCUACAAGUCGGCGAGCAAGAUCUUCCUCCGGCACAAGGAGGACCUGGCGCAGGCCUUCCAGUCCACCCCGUUCGACAACUCCCCUCAAUCCAUGACGCGAAGCCGGGUUCCCUACGCCGAUGUCCUCGUCCGCCACGGCCCGGGCAGCUUACCGGACAUUGAGUCCUUGCUCACGUUUGGGGAGACUUCUAUCCUGGAGAUCCUGCGCGCGAGCCGGAGCAAGCAGACAGCUAUCCCCACGACAAGGUGUACGGCAUCCUGGCCGUCCUCCCGGAGGAGCGCCAACAAUCUCCCGAGCUGGGCGCCGGACUGGUCGCACACGCCGCAGACAACGUCACUCGGGCUCAACUACGACUUCAAAGCCUCGGGCUCGACCAAGGCCAAGUUCUCGUUCAAGGAUCGGAGGUCCAAGCUCGCCAUAUCCGCCGUGUUUCUCGACGUCGUCAAGACUCGUGGCGUCGCGGUCGGCACCUUGUGCUCGGUGGACGACCAUCUCAUGGCGUUUCUCCACUGGCGGGCCCUCCUCAUGGGCGACCGCGACCCUCAAACGAAAGAGGACCAGACCGAGCUGCGAGAGGCCUUUUGCCGGACGUUGUGCGUCGCACAGCUACCCCCGCAGCUCAAGGAUGCCAAGAAAUGGUCCCGCAUAUGCUUCCAAUCCUUUGCCUCCAUGAUCCGAGAGGCUGCCCUUCCUAACGCUGGAUCACGAACUCACGACCGCAUCGUCAAGGACACGUGUGGCGGGCGCAUGAUGGGCAGGUGUCUUUGUGUUACCCAAAACGACAACCUCGUAGGUAUGGGGACCGGCUUCAUGGCGCCGGGCGACAUCAUCGUCGUGCCCCUCGGAUGCUACUCGCCCGUGAUUCUUCGACCCGAAGGUCAAGGCGAAUAUCGAUUCGUCGGUGACGUCUAUGUCGACGGGUACAUGAAGGGUGAGGCCAUUACCGAAUGGAAGAGCGGGCGGAGGGAGGUCGAGGAAUACGUGCUCUGUUGA
Molecule: messenger RNA, 2001 nt
Organism: Parascedosporium putredinis
Lineage: Eukaryota; Fungi; Ascomycota; Sordariomycetes; Microascales; Microascaceae
Source: the annotation of a GenBank genome assembly